Aphidius gifuensis is the source of this 1291-nucleotide messenger RNA. RefSeq names its product cystic fibrosis transmembrane conductance regulator-like. Gene Ontology annotation, molecular function: ATP hydrolysis activity; ATPase-coupled transmembrane transporter activity; ATP binding. The transcript has 6 exons. Gene Ontology annotation, cellular component: membrane. Bases 161 to 1291 code for a protein of 376 amino acids. Lineage: Eukaryota; Metazoa; Arthropoda; Insecta; Hymenoptera; Braconidae. The record is from RefSeq and is a predicted model, not a curated record. Gene Ontology annotation, biological process: transmembrane transport.
AACAAAAAAAAAAAUAACAAUAUUAUCAGCAAACAAGUGUGUCAUACUUGAAUAAUGUCCAGUUUAUAUCACAUUUUUUUCAUCCAUGUUAUACGUUUUUUAAUUCUGUUAGAAAAAAAUUAUUUAAUAAAAUAUAAAAUUGUAUUUUAACAAUUAGCUAAUGAUGAAUCCAGGGCAAUCAAUAACACCACGAUUAAUGGAUUCAUUCUGGACAUUUUAUAACAAUACAAUUUGGAACAAAAUAAUUAAAGAAAAACAAGUAAAAAAGCCACAAAAAAAUGGCAAUUAUACUAAACGUCUUGAAAGGUUCUGGAAAAAGCAGUCAUCAAAUUUAUACACUUUUAAAAUAAAUAAAAAAAUUGAAAAUAAAGAUUAUAAAAAUAAUUGGACAUUCAGAACUUAUCAAUCAUCGUCAUCUGGCUUUGAAUUUUUUCGUGCAAUAUUAAUGACAUUUUGGUAUCCAAUUGUCGUAAUUGGAAUUGGUCAAUUUAUUGAUAUUGUUAUUUUACAAUUACUUGUACCAGAAUUACAAUUAAUUUUAAUUCAAAAUUAUUGUAGAUUUGAAAAAGAUAGUAGUUAUGAAACUAGCCUUGUAACAGCUUUUAUUUUUAUUAUAUUUUUAAUGUUAUCAUUAAAUAGAUAUAUUUAUUAUGAGAGUCAAUCAAUUGGUGUUAAAAUAACAAGUGCAUGUAUAUCAUUGAUUAGAAAAAAAAUAAUAAAACUUAAUUUAUCAAUUCUUGGAAGCAAAACUCAACGACAAGUCAAAGAAAUUUUCGAUAAUCAUAUUGAUAAUUAUGGUGAAUUUAUAUUGAAUUUUAAUCAUCUUUGGAUUAUUCCAAUUCAGCAUCAGGAAACUUGUAUAAUAAUUGGAGGACAAAAUUCUGGUAAAACAAAUUUAAUUUAUCUUCUUCUUCGUGAAAUUCCAUGUGGUGUUAAAAAAUUAUUUAAUCAUGAAAAUCAAAUGAUUCUUGGAAAAACAUUGAGCUUAAAUAAUUCAUCAAUUUCUUAUGCGAGUCAAGAGCCCUGGAUAUUUACCGGAAAUAUAAUGGAUAAUAUUUUAUAUCAAGAAAAAUUUGAUCCAAAUAGAUACCUCGAGGUUCUUCGUGUUUGUGCUUUGACUAAAGACAUUGCACAAUUACCAGAAGGUGACAAAACAUUAAUACAAAAAGAUAACAACAUUUUGACAUAUCAACAAAGAGUUAAAAUUAAUUUAGCACGUGCAGUUUAUAAAAAAGUUGAUGUAUACUUACUUGAUGAUCCUUUGACAUCGCUGGAUCCUCCGUGGAAGUGA